ACCUGUUGGACAGCAGACACUUUGCAGAGGGACACUGCAAGGAGAAAUGGAGCUGAAAGGAGCAAUAGCGUACACCUCAGUGCUGCUUCUUCUGCAUGGCUGUGGUCUCUACUCAGCCAUGUUAUGUCCAAAUGGUCAGUUUGCACUUAAUGCUCAGUGUGUGAACUGCCAUUCUAGCUGUGAGGAAUGCAGUGGGCAGGAGCUAUAUGAAUGCACCCAGUGUGGCAUAGAUGAAGAUGGAAUUGAACGCUUUCUUCAUCGCAGUCGCUGUAAAGUACACUGUCCUCGCGGCUUUUAUCCAGAGCGUGACACCUACAGCUGUGAGUCAUGUCCACUGAACUGUGACAUUUGCACUAAUGCUAAUAGUUGUCAGAAAUGCAAGAGCAACUACGAGCUUCAGAAUGGCGAGUGCUUCUUAAUCCAGUGUUUGCCAGGACAGAUGGAAGAUCCUGAGACUGGAGAAUGUGUUGACUGUGAGACUGGAUGUAAAACUUGUGAAGUAGAUGAUCCAGAAAUCUGCCUCAGCUGUUUUCAAGGUCAUUUUCUGUACCAUCUACAAUGCCGAAAACACUGCCCCCCGAAAACAUAUGAGGACAAUGGCAGGAAAAUGUGUCUUGCUUGUCCAUCAGGGUGCACUGAAUGCCUCAAUGAAACACGUUGCUCUUCCUGCCAAAGUGGAUAUUAUUUGCAUGAUGCUAAAUGUGCUCUUAAAUGCCCAGAUGGCAUGUUUCAAGAUACUAUGAAGUGGCAAUGUGACACCUGUCACAAAUCUUGCCUGACCUGCCAUGGGCCCUCUCCCCGAGACUGUGACUCUUGCCCAGAUGGGAAGGAACCAACCUUUGGAAUGUGUAAUCUUGUGACUUGCAUGGAUGAACAAUAUUUUAAUGUGGCAGAUGGCAAUUGCUAUGCCUGUGACCCAUCUUGUCACAGUUGCUUUGGCCCACAAGCGCAAGAUUGCUUCUCCUGUUAUGCUGGUUAUUAUCUGGAUGUGGAAAAUCAAUGUGUGCCAAGCUGUCCACAGGGAUUCUUUGGUGAUCCAUUCACUCAAACAUGUGAAAAGUGUUCAGUGACCUGUGAAAGUUGUGCAGGUAGCAGUGAAAACUGCCUGAAAUGUAAUACAAAAGAGCAAAACCUGUUCCUUCAUGAAGGACGCUGCCUGUCCGACUGUCCAGACGGUUACUUUGAAAACAUUGAAGGCUCAUGUGAAACAUGUGAGGGUUCCUGUUGGACCUGUGAGGGAACUAGAGCAAAUUGCUUGUCCUGUGUGGAUGGCCUAUAUCUGGAGAACAAUAAGUGCCUUCCGAACUGCUCUUUGAGGUAUUAUCCAGAUGAGGAGGGCAUAUGCAAGCACUGUCCAGCCCACUGCACUGUGUGCGCAGAUGAACGAACAUGUCUUGAAUGCAGCUACUUAUAUCUGCUCUUCAAUGGAACCUGCAAGGCUACCUGCCCUAAUGGCUACUAUGAGGAUCUUGAUGUUGGAAGAUGUGCUUCCUGUCACAGCAGUUGUGAGACAUGCUCAGGGACAUCAGACGGUGACUGUGAGACCUGUCCUUUUGCUAGCCCAAAGCUGUAUCAGGGGAGGUGUCUGACAAGCUGUCCUCCUGGAACCUUUUAUAACGAUGCACUCAGUGAGUGCCAAGAGUGUCACGGAACAUGUGCCAAAUGUUCUGGCCCACAGCCAACAGACUGUACACAAUGUCAAAGUCAACUAACACUGGACCAGGAAAGUGAAAUGUGUGGAGUACAAGGGGAUGCAAAAUGUCCUCCAAAGACCUUCUUAGAAGAUGACUUAUUCACAUGUAGUUCUUGUGAUCAGACAUGUAAAUCAUGUGACGGCCCCUCUGCAGAAAACUGCCUAACCUGCUCGGUACCUUUCUACCUUUAUAAAAACACAUGUGUGAAGCAAUGUCCCACUGGGACAUACAAUACAAGUGAAGAAGCAGAUGGGGUGACACUUGGGUUCUGUUCAGUUUGCCACCACGUAUGCACAACAUGUCAUGGAGGAUCAGCCAAGGACUGUGAUAUUUGUGCUUUUGGAUACUACAAGCUUCUUCACCUAUGUAUUCUGCAUUGCCCUCCUGGAUAUUAUAAAAGAAAUAACCAGUGUGAUAAAUGUGACCCUCACUGUCAGCUCUGUUCUGGUCCUGGAUUGGAUGCUUGUCUAGAAUGUCCUUCAGGCACUUUCCAGGUGGAGGGUACCACCCAUUGUGUUAGUGAGUGCCCAGAGAGAUUUUAUCUGCAUGGGAACAAGUGUAGGAAGUGCCAUCCAAGCUGUAGAACCUGCAAUGACUCUUCCGUGCAAGGAUGCAAGACUUGUGACAGAGGCAGCAGCUUUAAAGAAGGAAUCUGCUACCCACAGUGUGAGGAGCAUCGCUACCAAGAUGAUGAUGGUGUGUGUCAGCCAUGUGAUUCUUCCUGUAGACAUUGCUCUGGUCCUGGAUCUGAUCACUGUAUAUCUUGUGAAAGUAAUACUGCAUGGUCUCCUGAAGAAAUGAGAUGUAUUAACUGUUGUGAUUCACAGACUGAUCAAAAUGACUGCUGUUUUUGUGACCUAAAUUCAGUACUGUGCAUAAAGCAUCUACAGUUUGAAGCUGAGCAAGUUGCUCUGAAGAACUUAAAGUUUCCAGCCAGCUCCAAAGUUUCAAAUUUUUCCUUUGCAGCCCCUGUUUUGGUCUCAUUACUAUUGAUAAGCACCAUUGCUCUCAUAAGCAUGUGGCAGGCCAAAUCCAAGAAGAUGCUUUGCUGGAAGCAGAGCUAUGAAAGACUAGAAUGUAGUCCUCAAGCUGUGUCACGCGAAGAAGAAGACCGUAAACAUGGAUAUGAUGCCGAAGAGGAAAGUUUAGAUGAAUGUGAUGUAGUAUAUAGUACAAAAGAUGGGACUGUGUAUAAGAAGCUUCCUUUCAAGCUACACAGAGCUGAAAAUGAUCUACUGAAUGAGCUGGAUUGUAUAAACAAUGUAUAGUAGAUACUGUUAGUAUGAUUCUAGGACGAUUUCCAUCAGUGGACAUCUUUUAUAGCAAGCACAGUACAAAUUUAGUGUCUGGUUGAAAUCUCUGGACAUGUCACACAUCAGUUUUUUUGUCACCAUUGCAUGUAUUAUUAGGCCUGCAAAUUACUUUUUCUGAGAAAAUCUGGAAGAUAUGGGAUGUGCCAAGAAGACUACUUUUUUAAAUCACUGUUAAUCCCAAAAAGGGCAGAUUAAGGAUGGCAAAGGGGGCUGUUGAUCAGUGGUCUUUCUUCCUAGUUUUCUUCACUGCUUCCCAGACACUCCACGCAGCAACACAAGUGAUUUUGAAGACAGUGUUACUUGUACUAUAUGUCACACAGGAGGUGAUAACACAAUGUUCACUACAGGUCAGCGCUCCAUUCUUCAUUUCAUGUGUACAACACGGCUUUAAAAGAAAACUAUUGCAACACAAUACAAUGUAACGAUGUUUCACAUUGAAAAACAUUGCUGUUACAUUACUUGCCAUAAGAUGGCAGCAUGUUAGCAUAACCUGGAGCUAUAUGCUGGCAACAUUUACUAUAUUUAUGGUUCAUGCAAAUGAACGUUAUUUGGUUCUGAGUCUGAG
Molecule: messenger RNA, 3572 nt
Organism: Bufo bufo (common toad)
Lineage: Eukaryota; Metazoa; Chordata; Amphibia; Anura; Bufonidae
Product: proprotein convertase subtilisin/kexin type 5-like
Exons: 16
Coding region: 47-2962 (971 amino acids)
Source: RefSeq, a predicted model, not a curated record